GGAGGGAGGAGGCGGUUGCGGCGGCCCGGCGGCAGGGGCUGGAGCGGGACCAGUUCCCGCAGCGAGCGAGCCCUGGAGGUGCAGUGUCCGGGUGUCCUUGGAUCGCGAGGUGCCAAUGAGCAAGGUGGUGGCGCUGAUUGCAGACCUGGGCUGCAGGUGUGAGUUCUGGAGAGCUCUGUGAUUACCCAGUGAAAACAUUACCAGUAAAUCAUAAGCUGUAACCAUGACCACUGAAGUAGGCUCCACUUCUGAAGUGAAGAAAGAACCUGAACAAUUAGGAGCAGACACAGAUACAACCAAGGAGAAGACGAAAGAAGUAGCAGAAAAUCAGCAGAAUCAGUCCUCCGAUCCAGAGGAGGAAAAAGGUUCCCAGUCAUCUCCUACAGCUGAAAGCCAAAGUAGUCCACACCGCCAGAAGAGAGAGAAGGAUCCAUCGGAGAGCAGGGGAAUUUCUCGAUUCAUACCCCCAUGGCUUAAGAAACAAAAGUCCUAUACCUUAGUAGUGGCCAAAGAUGGAGGAGAUAAAAAAGAGCCUACCCAAGCUGUUGCUGAGGAGAUUUUAGAUAAAGAAGAAUCUCUUCCUGAAGGAGAGAGGCAGGCCAAGGGUGAUGCCGAAGAAACCGCUCAGAGGAAACAACAGGAGAUUAAAGUUGAUGUCAAGGAAGAGAAACCAGUGAGCGGUCCUGCGGCACAGCCUGCUGAUGAAGUAAGUAAGGAGAGAGAAGAGAAGGCUAAAGAAAUACAGGAAGACAAAUCAGAAGAAGCAAAAAGGGAGACCAAGGAAGUGCAGACCAAUGAGCUAAAGUCAGAGAAGGCUUCUCAGAAAGCCACCAAGAAGACCAAAACUGUCCAGUGUAAAGUGACCCUCCUAGAUGGCACCGAGUACAGCUGUGACCUGGAGAAAUGUGCGAAGGGACAAGUGUUAUUUGACAAAGUGUGCGAACAUCUCAAUCUCUUGGAAAAGGACUAUUUUGGACUUUUAUUUCAGGAAAGCCCUGAACAGAAAAACUGGCUAGAUCCUGCAAAAGAAAUAAAGAGACAGCUACGAAAUCCUCCUUGGCUGUUCACCUUUAAUGUGAAGUUUUAUCCUCCUGAUCCUUCUCAGUUGACUGAAGAUAUCACCAGAUACUUCUUGUGCCUUCAGCUCCGGCAGGACAUUGCCUCCGGCCGCCUGCCCUGCUCAUUUGUGACUCAUGCCCUCCUGGGAUCCUACACGCUGCAGGCUGAACUUGGGGACUAUGAUCCAGAAGAACAUGGCAGCAGUGACCUCAGUGACUUCCAGUUUGCCCCCACACAGACGAAGGAGCUGGAAGAGAAGGUGGCAGAGCUGCAUAAAACCCACAGGGGCUUAUCUCCAGCACAAGCUGAUUCUCAGUUCUUAGAAAAUGCAAAGAGGCUCUCCAUGUAUGGCGUUGACCUACAUCAUGCCAAGGACUCGGAAGGCGUGGACAUCAAGCUGGGUGUGUGCGCUAACGGGCUUCUCAUUUACAAAGACAGACUGAGAAUCAAUCGUUUUGCUUGGCCGAAAAUCUUGAAAAUUUCCUAUAAGCGCAGUAACUUCUACAUUAAAGUUAGGCCAGCAGAGCUCGAACAAUUUGAGAGCACCAUUGGAUUCAAACUGCCAAACCAUCGGGCAGCAAAAAGGCUAUGGAAAGUGUGCGUGGAACAUCAUACUUUCUACAGGCUUGUGUCUCCAGAGCAGCCACCAAAGGCCAAGUUCCUGACCCUGGGGUCCAAAUUCCGCUACAGCGGCCGCACCCAAGCCCAGACCCGCCAGGCAAGCACCCUCAUUGACAGGCCAGCGCCACACUUUGAGCGUACCUCUAGCAAACGGGUCUCCAGGAGUCUAGAUGGAGCUCCAGUUGGUGUUGUUGAUGAAAGUCUUAUGAAGGAUUUUCCUGGCCCUGCUGGGGAGGUUUCAGCAUAUGGCCCCGGAGCUGUCAGCACCGCCAUGGUACAGGAUGGGGAUGGCAGAAGGGACCUCAGGAGCCCGACUAAAGUCCCACAUGUGCAAUUCGUUGAAGGAAAGAAGAAUUCCUUGAGAGUAGAAGGGGAUAAUAUUUAUGUCAGACAUAGCAAUUUAAUGUUGGAGGACCUCGAUAAGGCCCAGGAGGACAUACUGAGACAUCAGGCUAGCAUUAGUGAACUCAAGCGCAAUUUUAUGGAAUCCACACCUGAGCCGCGCCCUAAUGAAUGGGAAAAACGACGUAUCACACCUCUGUCCCUACAGACACAAGGGAGCAAAGGAGACCAUCUUUUCAAGGAUAUUUUAUCCGUGAAGGAGAAGCAUCAGAGAGCGGCAACACGGACAGUUGAAGAAAAAGUCCAGGAAGCAGACAAGAAACGCGCUCCCGAGUCAGAAGGGCCUUGCACUGGAGCCAGUGAUGCUGCUAAGAGUUCACAUGAGACUCUGAAUGUAGUGGAGGAGAAGCAGCAGGCAGAGGUUGGGAAAGACGAAAGAGUAAUCACAGAAGAAAUGAACGGUAAAGAGCUAUCACCUGGGAGUGGUCCUGGGGAGACCCGUAAGGUGGAGCCUCUGACGCAGAAAGACUCCACCUCCCUGUCUUCUGAGAGCAGCAGCGGCAGCGAGAGCGAGGAGGAGGAAGACGUGGGCGAGUACCGGCCCCACCACCGUGUGACCCAGGGCACCAUAAGGGAAGAGCAGGAGGAGUAUGACGAAGAGGUGGAGGAAGAAGCCGGCCGAGCAGCCAAGGUAGUAGAGAGGGAGGAAGCAGUGCCAGAAGCCAGCCCAGGCAGACAAGCAGGUGCCAGUGUAAGCGCAGUAGAAACAGUGAUCCGGGAGAAGGUAGUGGCCCCAAAGCUAUCUGCAGAGAAGAGUGUAAACGAAGGCGCUAUUAAGCAAGACAUGAGCGAAGAAACAGAGGACGAGCAGCAUAAAGUUAACGGAGAGGUGUCUCAUGUUGACAUUGAUGUGUUGCCACAAAUUAUUUGUUGUUCCGAGCCACCAGUGGUAAAAACAGAGAUGGUAACAAUUUCUGAUGCCUCACAAAGGACAGAAAUCUCCACCAAGGAAGUCCCUAUUGUCCAAACUGAGACCAAAACCAUCACAUAUGAGUCUCCACAGAUUGAUGGCGGGGCUGGUGGUGACUCGGGGACGUUACUGACGGCACAGACCAUCACAUCUGAGUCCGUGUCGACGACGACGACAACACACAUCACCAAGACUGUGAAAGGUGGAAUAUCUGAAACAAGAAUUGAGAAACGCAUCGUGAUCACAGGAGAUGCGGACAUCGAUCAUGACCAGGCGCUGGCCCAGGCCAUCAGGGAAGCCAGAGAGCAGCACCCCGACAUGUCGGUCACAAGAGUGGUGGUGCACAAAGAGACUGAGUUGGAGGAAGGGGAAGAGUAAGUAAGAAAUGCAUUUUUUUAAACAACAUUCAACUUUGUGAACCUGAAGAAUUUUGACCAUUCCAAGUCUUAAUGCCACACCACUACUCCAGCGAAUUUAUACUACGACUGGUAACCAUGACCAGGAGCCGGAAGAAUUAAAAUGCCAACGACCAAACCUUACCUUAACAGCUCUGGUCUAUACUGUUCCCUCUUAUUUUAAUACAUUAUUUUGUUUUAUAACCACUUCUAAAUAUUCUUUUUUUUUCUUAAUUAGGGAGUUUUGUUUUUGUUUUCCCGUUUGCUUUGUGUACAACUACCUGCUUUUUAAUCGCUCAUUUUGAUCAAAUGAUAGUGAACAAAGCCAGCCCAAGCUGGUAAGGUGCCGUUCACUUGAACAGGUGCUGUUGUGCAGAAAGGAAACUCAGUGACUAAUUUCAAUAGCGGCUUUCCUAUCUUCCAGAUUCUUCCCAUUGAAUUCUCACAGGAAAUAUUUACAGAUUUUCAGAUGCAGUCAAUAUACUGUACGAGGAAAUAUUAAUACAGAUUAGAAGCAUUUCUUACAUCUUGAAAAUUUUCUAAUGUUUGAGAAUUUCACUGGGGAUAUUUUUUAUAUUGAACCCUGUUGACUUUCCAGUCCUCUGACUUUGGGCCAGAAAAGUAAAAAGUCAGAGAAUGUCCAGACUGGAGAAUUACCAACAAGUUCACUGACCACGCACUGUGUUGAGAGACCCUGUCGCACCACAGUGCCAAUGCUUCUCAGACACGUGCUCUUUGGCAGCAUUCCAGAAACAGGAGGGAGGAAGAAGAGAAAAUGGUGGCUUCCCUUCUGCUAAAAUAUGCAGGCAGCUUAAAACCUUAGUGCUUUCUUUCUUAACAUGUCCAAAUUUCAGUACUUUCCAUUAUUUGAACACACUUGUGUAGAACGCUUGCUUUGUAUUAAACCUCCUUGUCUACUUGUAAAACUGACCUUUUGUUAUGGAGCAGGUAUGUCUCUUUCAGACAGUUGGAUGAUUCACAUGAGGUUGAGGACACCAGGGAGAGAAGCAGGGGCUGUGGUGGUUUUUUGAUGGUUGUGAGGAAGCUAGACCAUUUACCAGCACACACCAGAGACCUGAUAGGGACCUAUUAACUGUAUUGAACGUUUUUUUCCUUUGCUUUUGACCCUAUGUAUAGUUAUGAUGCCAGAUUAGAUUUAUAGCAGCUUCAAGUUGUAUUAAAUGGUAUUUUGCUUUCUGUAAUACUGUUAUAAAAUAAAGUUUGUUUAUUCUCUGAA
Molecule: messenger RNA, 4624 nt
Organism: Herpailurus yagouaroundi (jaguarundi)
Lineage: Eukaryota; Metazoa; Chordata; Mammalia; Carnivora; Felidae
Gene: EPB41L2
Product: erythrocyte membrane protein band 4.1 like 2
Exons: 23
Coding region: 224-3370 (1048 amino acids)
Biological process (GO): cortical actin cytoskeleton organization; actomyosin structure organization
Cellular component (GO): plasma membrane; cytoskeleton
Molecular function (GO): actin binding; structural molecule activity
Source: RefSeq, a predicted model, not a curated record